Molecule: messenger RNA, 399 nt
Organism: Dentiscutata heterogama
Lineage: Eukaryota; Fungi; Glomeromycota; Glomeromycetes; Diversisporales; Gigasporaceae
Source: the annotation of a GenBank genome assembly
AUGCAAAUCCGUGCUUUUGAAGGGGAUAAUGUUCAUAGUAGCCUUUGUUAUCUUGGAGUAUUGGGAUCAACAACAAUCGUAAUUCAAAAAUUCGAUAUCGAAACGUACUAUAGAGCGAUUCAGGAUUACAAAAUUGAUAUCGCUCCAAUUGUACCACCAAUCUUGUUACUUAUGGUGAAAAAUCCUGCUAAAUGUAAUCUAAAAUAUGUUAUGUGUGGGGCUGCUCCUUUAAGUCAAUCUUUGAGCGAUGAUUUUGACAGAAUAUACCAUAUUCCUAUUAAACAAAUUUAUGGACUUACCGAGAUCUCUCCAUUAUCUCAUACUGGACCUCUUGAAAAGCUUGUAAAUGGUUUUAACGAGCUUACAUUAAAAGAAUCAAUGUUAAAAUCGCGUUUAUAA